Messenger RNA from Pseudogymnoascus verrucosus, 4084 nucleotides. RefSeq lists its product as uncharacterized. The coding region runs from base 575 to 4084 and encodes 1169 amino acids. Gene Ontology annotation, molecular function: ATP hydrolysis activity; ATP binding; copper ion binding. Gene Ontology annotation, biological process: copper ion homeostasis; monoatomic cation transport. The transcript is spliced from 2 exons. NCBI's taxonomy places the organism in Eukaryota, Fungi, Ascomycota, Leotiomycetes, Thelebolales, Thelebolaceae. The record is from RefSeq and is a predicted model, not a curated record. Gene Ontology annotation, cellular component: membrane.
CUGAAGAUCCCAGUGCUAAAAGGUCCCUCGACUGCCCUCUUCCGUAAUCCAAUUCCCUGUCGAAACCUCAAAGCACGCAAGCACCAAAAAAGUGCGCCCCAAGCAUCUCCAAGCACCCAAGCGUCCACUCGACCUCCUCUUCUCGCCCAUCAAUCUCCCUCUUGUCUUAGCCACUCCGAUGAUGUGAUGGUAUAGAUCUGGAAUGAUCCCCGGUCUCAAAUCUCCUUUGUUUUCUUCUGGAGACACUACCUGAGGUCGUCGCAAUCCGCCCAUUCCGAGUAUAAGAAUCGCAGUGGGGGAGAUCCUUUGUCAGGACACAAAGGCGCAUAUCUUCAACGACCGAACACUCACGGCACCCCACGAUCCUCGACCGGCUCUCUGACCGCGAGGAAAAUAAAUAAAACAUACCAGGCUCUUCAAAGGGACCUGUACAGACUAUUGGGAUCACUGCAGGAGCUGGCCUUCUGUCUAGACCACCGGUCGCUAUAGAAAUUUAAUUAACAAAAAGUAAUAAUACACCGUCCACGGACACACAACACAUUGCAAGCGAACAUACACCGAAUAUCCUGCCACCAUGGCUCCUACAUACACUCCCGUCGCAUCCGACGACACCGUCGAGACCCUCUUGGCCGCUCCCCCACAGCUCGCCGUCACCACGCUCCGGUGCGGGGGAAUGACAUGCGGCGCAUGCACAUCAGCAGUCGAAGCCGGAGUAGAGGGUCUACCCGGCGUCCAGAGCGUCUCUGUCAGCUUGAUCAUGGAGAGAGUUGUUGUGAACCACGACCCGUCGAAAACAUCAGCGGAGAAAAUCGCAGAGGCUAUUGAGGACCGUGGGUUCGAUGCGGAGGUCUUGACGACCGAUGUAAGGACGCCCACAUACGACAAGGCUCCCCCAUACGACUCGAUAGAGGAGAGCGAAGUCGGAGCGCAAACUACAACGACCACAAUUGCGGUUGAGGGCAUGACCUGCGGUGCGUGUACGUCAGCUGUCGAGGGGGGCUUCACGGAUGUUCCAGGAGUGAAGCACUUCAGUAUAUCAUUAUUAGCGGAACGCGCUGUUAUCGAGCACGAUGCGACGAUAUUAAGCGCAGCACAAAUUGCAGAAACUAUCGAGGAUAGGGGCUUUGGGGCUACCAUCAUUGACAGCCAAUUGUCGACACCGAAGCAUGCGGUAGCGCAUAGUGCCAACGAGACCCAGGUCGCGACGACUACGGUGGAGGUUCAAGGAAUGACCUGCGGCGCGUGUACGUCGGCAGUUGAAGGCGGGUUCCAGGACCUUGAGGGGCUCGUUCAGUUCAAUAUCAGUUUACUGGCUGAACGUGCUGUUAUUGUCCACGACCCGGCAAAGUUAUCGCCGGAGAAGAUUGCAGAAAUUAUUGAAGACCGUGGCUUUGAUGCUAGGAUAUUGUCAACAACUAUUGGAACCUCAGAGCAAUCGAACGGCAUAUCGAGUCAAUUUAAGGUCUUUGGGCUGAGAGAUGCAGCUGCGGCAAACGGGCUCGAAUCUGCGCUACGUGCGAUACCUGGAGUCACGUCUGCGUCAGUUAGCAUAUCCACCUCGCGGCUUAUUGUCAACCACAAGCCACGCAUUGUAGGUUUGCGAGCACUGGUUGAGAAAAUCGAGUCUCUCGGUUUCAACGCGCUCAUAGCCGACAACGAUGACAACAACGCACAACUAGAGUCCCUCGCCAAGACGAAGGAAAUCGCUGAAUGGCGCAGCGCCUUCAGGACCUCGUUAUGCUUUGCGAUCCCAGUAUUCCUGAUCAGCAUGAUCAUCCCUAUGUUCCUCAAGCCGAUCGACUUCGGCAAAAUCCUGUUGUACUUCCCAGGGCUGUACCUUGGCGAUGUUGUCUGCUUGAUUCUCACGGUCCCGGUGCAAUUCGGUGUCGGGAAACGCUUCUACAUCUCGGCCUACAAGGGUUUGAAGCAUAGGGCUCCGACUAUGGAUUUGUUGGUGGUGAUGGGUACUUCCGCGGCAUUCUUCUUCAGCGUUGCUUCGAUGCUCGUGUCGAUCUUGUGUCCUCCUCACACACGACCGAGUAUUCUGUUUGAUACCAGUACUAUGCUUUUCACCUUUGUUUCUCUCGGUCGAUUCUUGGAAAACAGGGCCAAGGGCCAGACUUCGAAAGCGCUGUCCACGCUCAUGUCUCUUGCGCCAUCAAUGGCAACUAUUUACGCCGACCCGAUCGCAGCAGAGAAGGCGGCCGAGAACUGGAACAAAGAUAAGAAUGAAGAGUCUGCAUCGGAUAGUACUGCGUCAGAAGAGAAAGUCAUUCCCACUGAGUUGCUUGAAAUGGGCGAUGUUGUCAUUCUUCGCCCUGGAGACAAGAUCCCAGCUGAUGGGGUCGUCACCAACGGCGAGACUUACGUCGAUGAGAGUAUGGUUACUGGCGAGGCUAUGCCGAUUCAAAAAUCAAAGGGCAGCAUGCUGAGCGCCGGAACCGUCAAUGGUGCUGGAAGAGUAGACUUCAGAGUCACCAAGGCCGGACGAGACACCCAACUAAGUCAAAUCGUGAAGUUAGUCCAGAGCGCACAAACUAGCCGCGCCCCCAUCCAGCGCCUGGCAGAUACCAUCGCCGGCUACUUCGUGCCUUGUAUCUUAGUCCUCGGCAUAUCGACCUUCUCCGUCUGGAUGAUCCUAAGCCACGUCAUGCACGACCCGCCCAAGGUCUUCGUCGACGAAGCCAGCGGCGGCAGACUCAUGGUCUGCGUCAAACUCUGCAUCUCCGUCAUCGUCUUCGCCUGCCCCUGCGCCCUCGGCCUCGCGACACCCACCGCCGUCAUGGUUGGCACCGGCGUCGGCGCCGAGCGCGGGAUCCUCGUUAAAGGCGGCGCGGCUCUCGAGACUGCUACUACCAUCACGCAGGUCGUACUCGAUAAGACCGGCACCCUCACGAUGGGCAAGAUGAGCGUUGCGGAAGCUAAACUCGAACCUGAGUGGGAGAACAGCGACGCAAAAAAGAAACUAUGGUGGUCCGCUAUUGGGCUGGCGGAAAUGGGCAGCGAACACCCCAUCGGGAAAGCCAUCGUGGCCGCCGCCAGGACAUCCCUCCAACUCGGCCCCUCCGACGCCGUCGACGGCUCCAUCGGUGAUUUCCAACCCGUCGUCGGUCUCGGGAUCAACGCCCUCGUCGAGCCCGCCUCCGCCUCCCGCACGCGCUACAGGGUGCUCAUCGGCUCCGUCCGCUUCCUCCGCUCUCACUCCGUCGACGUGCCGAAAUCAGCAAUCACAGCUUCGGAAGAUAUCAACGCCCUCGCCACCACAUCUUCUAAACCCACUGGGUCGUCAGGAACAACAAAUAUCUUCACCGCCAUCGACGGCAUCUACACCGGCCACAUCUGCCUCGCCGACACGCUCAAACCCUCCGCCGCCGCGGCCGUCGCAGCUCUACACCGCAUGCGCAUCAAAACCGCCAUCGUAACCGGUGACCAGCGCUCCACCGCCCUCGCCGUCGCGCGCGCCGUCGGCAUCCCCGCCGAGCACGUCUACGCCGGUGUCUCACCGGACCAAAAACAAGAACUGAUCAAGAAAUUCCAAGCCGCCGGCGAAGUAGUCGCCAUGGUCGGCGACGGGAUCAAUGACUCCCCCGCCUUGGCUACGGCUGAUAUCGGUAUCGCGAUGGCGUCUGGGACGGAUGUGGCUAUGGAGGCGGCGGAUAUUGUGCUCAUGCGACCGAAUGAUUUGAUGGAUGUUCCUGGGGCGAUUGCGUUGGCGAAGGGGAUCUUUGGGAGGAUUAAACUCAAUCUUGCUUGGGCUUGUGGGUAUAACCUUGUUGGGUUGCCGUUUGCGAUGGGGGUGUUCUUGCCGUGGGGGAUGCAUCUUCAUCCCAUGGCGGCGGGGGCGGCGAUGGCGUGUAGUAGUGUUAGUGUGGUGUGUAGUAGUCUUUUGUUGAAGUUUUGGAGGAGGCCGGGGUGGAUGGAUGAUAUGGAGGUGGAGGGGAAGGGGGGGAUUGUGAAGAAGGGGAGUUGGGGGGUGGUGGGGAGGGUGAGGGAGUGGGUUGGGGCUAUUGGGGGGAGGGGGGGGAGGAAGGAGGAGGGGGGUUAUGUGCCGUUGAGUACGUUGGAGGAGGGGGGGGUUGUUUGA